UUGGAGAGAUUUAUAGAAACUAAAUAUAAGGAGCGUGGAGCCCGUUAUACACUUCUUAUGCUGAGCAAGGAACAAAAAAAAAUUGGAGUUAUCGCAGCAUCAGCAGGAAAUCACGCUCAGGCGCUGGCUUACCAUGGAGGUCAACUGAAUAUUCCUGUGACGGUAGUAAUGCCAAUAGUUGCUCCUAUUAUGAAGGUAGAGAACUGUAAACGGUAUGGAGCUAGUGUAGUUAUCCAUGGAUCUGAUCUAGGAGAAUCUAAAUCCCAUGCUCUGAGACUAGCCAAGAAAUAUGGAUUUCUUUAUAUCAAUGGAUACGAUCAUCCACAAAUACUUGCAGGACAAGGAACUAUGGGACUAGAGAUACUAGAUCAGGUUCCAGAACUUGAUGCUGUUGUAGUUCCUAUAGGGGGAGGUGGACUUAUAGCAGGUGCUGCGCUGGCCAUAAAGACGAUGAAACCUGAAGUUCUUAUAAUUGGAGUUGAGCCGGAGAACUGUACUAGCUUCAGCACUGCUAUGAAGGCUGGUAAACCAGUGGCUACCAUGACUUCUCCAAGUUUAGCUGAUGGUUUAACUGUUCCAACUGUUGGAGUUAACGCUUUCGCUACAGGAGCUCCUCUUAUAGAUAAGAUUGUAACAGUAUCUGAAGCCUGGAUAGCUAUUGCUAUCCUACGUCUGAUUGAGAAUGAGAAAGCUGUUGUUGAAGGAGCUGGAGCUACUGGUCUAGCAGCUAUACUAGCCGGCCUUCUACCAGAACUAAAGGGGAAAAAAGUUGUUCUACCGAUCUGUGGGGGAAAUAUCGAUACAACCCUACUAGGAAGAUGCUUGGAGAGAGGUCUAGCAGCUGAUGGCAGGCUGGUCACCUUUAACGUAACAGUUAGUGACAGACCUGGAGGUAUAGCUGAGCUGACCCGUGUAAUCUCUAACCUAGGAGUAUCUGUCAAGGAUAUUGUUCAUGAGAGAGCCUGGGUCAGACAGAAUGCAUUUGCAGUCGGGGUUCGUAUCCUGGCAGAAACCCGUAAUAGGAAACAUAGUAGAGAACUCUUCAAAAUACUCAGAGAAAGCUAUGAGGAAGUCCGGGUGGAUGGAUUUUAUGAAACUCCACAGGAUUAUGUUUCUGGAAAUUUAAACAGAUCACUUGGUUAUAUGUCUUUAAUGAAUACAAGAGGAAUACUGGGUAAAGGAUUUCUUCCGAAAAAUUGUGAGAAAUUUGAAAGUUUGGAGGAUGAAACUCCUUUUGAGGGAGAGAUGAAUAUACAGAGGAGAGUCUACGAAAGAUGUUGGCUCGUCAGAAACUCACCAACGGAAAUAGAUAGAUAG
This is a messenger RNA of Eurytemora carolleeae, 1317 nucleotides long. RefSeq names its product L-threonine ammonia-lyase. Gene Ontology annotation, biological process: L-serine catabolic process; L-threonine catabolic process. The transcript has 14 exons. The record is from RefSeq and is a predicted model, not a curated record. Bases 58 to 1317 code for a protein of 419 amino acids. Gene Ontology annotation, molecular function: L-serine ammonia-lyase activity; threonine deaminase activity. Lineage: Eukaryota; Metazoa; Arthropoda; Copepoda; Calanoida; Temoridae.